UUGGACCGGUUCUCCAAAAGUUACCCAAGUUGACCUUCUGAAUGGAGGACUUCCACAUCUGUCCAGUGAACAGCUACUACAAGAGGAUCCUUCUGCCCGUCUCCUACAGCCUGGUGUUCGUGCUGGGUCUGACUCUGAACGGCGCCCUGCUGUGGUGCGUGUGUUGCCGGACGCGCUGCUGGAGUAGCACGGUCAUCUACAUGACCAACCUGGCGGUGGCGGACCUCCUCUACGUGCUCUCCUUGCCCCCGCUCAUCAUCAGCAACGCCCGUGGGGACCUGUGGCCCUUCGGCGACGUCAUCUGCAAGUCGGUGCGCUUCUUCUUUCUGGUCAACCUUCACUGCAGCAUGAUGUUCCUCGCCUGCGUCAGCGUGCACCGGUUCCUCGGCGUGUGCUUCCCCAUUGCCGCCGUGCGUCUCAGGACCAGGCGGCUCGCCCUCUUCGCGUCGGGCGCGGUUUGGGUCCUGGCCACGGCGGAGAUCUUGCCCACGCUGGUCUUUGCGCACACGGGUGUGAUCAACAACAUGACCGUGUGCUUUGAAAUGACCAACCCGAAAAACUUUGGCGUGUACUUCCCCUAUGGGAUGUUCUUAGCCAUAGUGGGGUUUCUCGUCCCGUUCAUCGUCGUCGUCACCUGUUACUGCUCCAUGAUGAAGGUGCUUUACAGCAGGGCCGCUGGCACCAUCUCCAACACCAGGACGGCUCUCAUGCGCAACAAGUCCCUGUGCACCGUCCUGCUCGUGCUGCUCGUGUAUGUGUUGUGCUUUGUGCCAUACCACGUUGCGCGCACCGUGUACCUGUUCGUGAGGGUGUACAUGCCCGCGGACUGCCAGCUGCUGGACGUGGUCAUGAUCUCCUAUAAGGUCUGGAAACCGGUGGUCAGCUUCAACUGCUGCGCAAACCCCCUCCUCUACUUCUGGGGCUCGUACCGGCGCCGGCAGAAGCUGCGGGCCUGGCUGUGCCGGAGGACAACGAGGGUGCAGCCCGGGGUGUGCGUGGUAGAUGUGGGCAGCAGAAACAGGUCCGGAGGGUAGACAGCAUCCAUCACAGGAACUCAGGCCAAACAGUGACUUUUAACAUAAGAAGUGGACAUUGAUAUAAAUAAUAAUAACAAGGACACUGCCAACACCGUCUAAGCUGUGUUUAAUAACUCAAUUUAUUGUGUUAAGUAUACAAAUAUGUAUCAGGAAACAUUCAACAGGUGACAGAAGUCCCGGACUUGUGAGGCAUCUUUUUUUGUACACUUUAAUCUAUUCUACUAAAUAAAUGUAUCCUUUUAAAACCUGGAAGAACAGCACACCUAGGGACAUAUCAGUAAAUGCUGAGAUUGCUAAACGUUGUUAUUUAUAAGCAGGGAUACAGUAGCCAGGAGUGAUAUUAAAGCAUUUGUGGGAAUUACUGCCCUCUGUCGUUUGAAGAGUCUCUAAAACAGACCCUAAAAACCAGCAACCAUGGAACUAUAAAGCAGCAUCAUUUUAUGACAAUUUCCUUGGCUCAAAAAACAGAGUGAAAUAGACUCCAGAUUGGAAUAAUGUAUGUGGAGAUGAUAAUUAAAGGAAAAAACCCAACAUCAAAAAGGACAUUUUGUAGGCCUCCUCUUUUUUCAGUGCAGAGCUACAGUGCAGGGGGAGCAGGCAGAUGACUGAAGGGCAUCAUUUCAGAACACUCCUGUGGGCCAGUGAAGACAGAUGGAUAGAGCGGGUUUCUGGGAGCUGCGAGGCAAAGGACAAAAUACAAGUUUGACUAAAGAGGAAAGGAGACCUCAGUUUUAGAGUCACUCGUGUUUAAUUUGUGGUGCUGCAGCAGAACCAGUCCUCCGUGUCUGCUUAGAUAAAAAAAACAAAUGUAUUGCCACUGUCAAGAUUAGGGGCUGAGGUACAUAAUAAAUGGAUUUGUGUUUGAA
Messenger RNA from Platichthys flesus (European flounder), 1903 nucleotides. RefSeq names its product P2Y purinoceptor 3-like. The transcript has a single exon. Gene Ontology annotation, biological process: G protein-coupled receptor signaling pathway. NCBI's taxonomy places the organism in Eukaryota, Metazoa, Chordata, Actinopteri, Pleuronectiformes, Pleuronectidae. The record is from RefSeq and is a predicted model, not a curated record. Gene Ontology annotation, cellular component: plasma membrane. Gene Ontology annotation, molecular function: G protein-coupled receptor activity. Bases 42 to 1034 code for a protein of 330 amino acids.